Drosophila hydei is the source of this 869-nucleotide messenger RNA. RefSeq names its product sugar transporter SWEET1 (gene slv). Lineage: Eukaryota; Metazoa; Arthropoda; Insecta; Diptera; Drosophilidae. Gene Ontology annotation, cellular component: membrane. The coding region runs from base 94 to 777 and encodes 227 amino acids. Gene Ontology annotation, molecular function: sugar transmembrane transporter activity. The record is from RefSeq and is a predicted model, not a curated record. Gene Ontology annotation, biological process: carbohydrate transport. The transcript is spliced from 6 exons.
AAAUAGCGUGGCAACUCUAAUUGUCAGCUGUUUUGGUUUUUUUUGUUGACGUUGUUGUGCGGUGUUCGUGUUGGCCAAUAUUAAUUGGUAACUAUGACGCUGGCCUAUGAUUCGGUAUUAGCCACCACGGCGGUGAUCAGCACCGUUUUUCAGUUUCUAUCCGGCACCGUAAUAUGCCGCAAAUAUAUACAAAAGAAGAGCACGGGCGAAUCGUCGGGUGUGCCAUUCAUAUGUGGCUUCUUAUCCUGCAGUUUUUGGCUGCGCUACGGCGUGCUAACCAACGAGCAGAGCAUCGUUAUGGUCAAUAUGAUAGGAUCCACGCUCUUUCUCAUCUACACACUCGUCUACUACGUGUUUACGGUCAACAAACGUGCCUAUGUUAAGCAAUUCGCAAUUGUCUUAGCCAUACUCAUCGCUGUUAUUGUCUAUACAAAUAGUUUACAAGACGAUCCACAAAAGAUGAUACAUUUAACAGGCAUUGUUUGUUGCAUUGUUACCGUUUGCUUUUUUGCUGCACCGCUGACGUCGCUGGUGCAUGUGAUACGAGUGAAGAACUCGGAAAGUUUGCCCUUGCCCCUAAUUGCCACAUCGUUCUUUGUCAGUCUGCAGUGGCUAAUCUACGGCAUUCUAAUAUCGGACUCAUUUAUACAGAUACCUAACUUUCUCGGCUGUCUACUGUCCUUGCUGCAAUUGGGUCUGUUUGUACUGUAUCCGCCACGUAGCUAUAGUUAUUCCGGUCAGGGUUACAAGUUGCUCGAGCAGGCUGUGCCCUUUUAAGUUAUUAUUUUGAUUUAUAUUAAGUCGAGUAUUUGUAUGUACUUAUAUAUAGUGCGCAUUUUGCAUAUGACAUUUAAGCAUGUUUCAUACAG